Molecule: messenger RNA, 2184 nt
Organism: Lotus japonicus
Lineage: Eukaryota; Viridiplantae; Streptophyta; Magnoliopsida; Fabales; Fabaceae
Exons: 3
Coding region: 1-2184 (727 amino acids)
Biological process (GO): telomere maintenance; DNA repair
Molecular function (GO): DNA helicase activity
Source: RefSeq, a predicted model, not a curated record
AUGUCAUCUGGUAGAACUACACAAGAUAAAGCAGUGGAAGAUGAUGAGAUCAAGCAAUACUUUGAUUGCAGGUAUUUGUCGUCGUGUGAAGCGGUGUGGAGAAUCUUUCAAUAUGAUAUCCAUCAUAAAUGGCCGCCUGUUCAGAAGCUCACAUAUCAUUUGCCUAGGAAGCAAGUUGUGUUGUUUAAGGAAAAUGAAGCAAUUGAGGAUGUACUUAGGAGGAAUAUAGUUAAGAAUAGCAUGUUCUUAGCGUGGAUGGAUGCAAAUUGUAAGUAUGUACAUGGUAGACAGUUGACAUAUGUUGAGUUUCCAGAAUUAUUUGUUUAUGAUCCAAAGAGCAAGUCAUGGCAUCCAAGGAAACAAGGUGUAUCUAUUGGUCGAAUGAGUUUCGUCCCGCCUGGCACAGGUGAGUUGUACUACUUGAGAAUGUUGUUGAAUGUACAAAGGGGAUGUACGAAGUAUGAAGAUUUGAGAUCAGUGAACAAUAAUGUACAUGAUACUUUUAGAGGUGCAUGUGAGGCUUUGGGAUUGUUGAAAGAUGAUCGGGAAUUUAUUGAUGGUAUACUUGAUGUGGCUACAUUGGCUGGUGGGGCUUACACGAGAGCCUUGUUUGUUUCAUUCCUUUUGCCAAAUUCCAUGUGUAAUCCAUUGCAUGUAUGGAAUGAGACUUGGCAUGUUUUGGCUGAUGGAAUUGCUUAUGAUUUGCAAAGAAAGCAUAACAAUAGAGAGUUGGUAAUUUCGGAUGAACAAUUGAAAGAUUUAUGCUUAAUGGAGAUAGAGAAAGUGUUGAUGAUGAAUGGGAAAUCACUUAAAGAUUUUUCCAAUAUGCCCCAGGUUGAGCAAAGUACUCUAAACCAAUAUGGUAAUGUUCUACUAUUCAAUGAGUUCAACUUUGACAUUGCCGAGAUGAAUCGAUUGCAUGCUGAUUACUUUCACAAGUUAAAUAGUUGUCAAGUUGAAGUGUAUGAGGAAUUAAUUUCUGCAGUAUAUAAGGGUGAUGGUGGGUUUUUCUUUGUCAAUGGACAUGGUGGUACGGGGAAAACAUUCUUGUGGAAAACUUUAACUUUUAGGUUAAGAUCAGAAAAAAAAAUCAUACUCAAUGUUGCUUCAAGUGGCAUAGCUUCUCUCUUACUUCCAGGUGGUCGGACUGCACAUUCUCUUUUUUGCAUUCCUCUAAAUGUUAAUGAGGAUUCAGUAUGUGGAAUCGUUCAAGGUAGUCCAAAAGCUGAAUUACUUCAGUCAACCAGUCUUAUUAUUUGGGAUGAAGCACCAAUGGUGGUGACACUAUCACAAAACAUGCGUUUGCUUUCUAAUCCAAAUGCUUCAAAUGUUGAUGAUACUAGAGAAUUUGCCAAGUGGGUGCUAGAUGUUGGAGAUGGUAACUUGGGAGAGUAUAAUGAUGGUGAAUCUGUGAUUAGAGUGCCAAAUGAAACAUUGAUUCUCCAGUCUUCUAAUCCUGUGAGUGACAUUGUAUCCUCAAUGUAUCCAAAUAUCCAACAGAAUGUUGGUUGUGUGCAGUAUUUUCAAGACAAGGCUAUACUUGCUCCAACUUUGGAUGCUGUUGAUAUUGUUAAUCGAUACACGUUGUCUUUAUUCAAUGCCAAGGAGAGGACUUAUUUAAGCUCUGAUUCAAUAUGGGGUGUUGAUGAAGAGGUUACCAUUGAAUCGGAUUGGCUUACAACUGAAUUUCUUAAUGAUAUCAAAUGCUCAGGUAUUCCCGACCAUAAGUUGGUUCUCAAAGAAGGUUCUCCUGUUAUGCUAAUGCGAAAUCUAGAUAUAUCUGCUGGUUUGUGCAAUGGCACUAGAUUGAUUGUUACACAUCUUCGACCAAAUGUUGUUGGAGGGACUAUUAUUUCUGGCACUCAUGCUGGAAAGCAAACCUUUAUUGGUAGAAUGAAUUUGAUACCCACUGACCAGAACAUACCAAUUAGGUUCCAAAGAAGACAAUUUCCUCUUCUUUUGUCGUUCGCUAUGACUAUUAACAAAAGCCAAGGUCAGACAUUGUCACAUGUUGGUGUUUAUUUGCCAAGUCCUGUUUUUUCACAUGGGCAAUUGUACGUUGCUGUUUCUCGUGUAAAGACAAGAGCAGGUCUCAAGAUUAUUGUAUGCAAUGAGGAUAUUACAAAAAGAGAUGUGACGAAAAAUAUUGUGUAUAAGGAGGUUUUUCAAAGAAUCUAUAGUUAA